AUGAUCUCGGCCAUGCCCGCGGUGGCGGUGCGCCGGGAGCGGCGCCGCAGCAAGACCGGUCGCACCCUGUCCGCAGGCUCCAGGCAGGGCAGCGUCAACUCCCUCUCCCAGCGGCCAGCCAGCCUCAGCACCCUCAGCUCGCUGCCUGGACACCGCCUGGUACGAACCACGCUGCAAGAACAGCGCUCCCGCCUGCUCAUGUACCUGGGCACUCUGCUCCUCGUCACGGGCCUGGUACUACUGUUCAUCGGCGUCGGUGCCAACGUCAGCUACACCCAGACGGUCGGGCUGAUCUUCAUCGCCACCGGCGGAGUGCUGUACUUCAUCAAAGUGUUCAUCACGCCUGAUAACACCCACACCAUCGUGCGGAGGGCGAGGCUGGUCGGCUCCAGGGACUCGCUGUACAGCGUGGCGCCCGUGGGCAUCAAAACGCACCAGCCGACGCUGCCCGAGGAAGGACCGCAGGACGUGGAACAAGACGCUGCGGGCGAAGACGCCACGCAGGACGCGUUGCAGGAUGCGUCGCAGGACGCGUUGCAGGCCAAGACAGCGAGCAACAACAGUCCGACACCGACUAGUCUUAACGGAGGUGCUCCUGAGACGCAAGUUCUCAUACCAGGAGAAGACCAAGGGCGCUUCUGA
Ixodes scapularis (black-legged tick) is the source of this 642-nucleotide messenger RNA. RefSeq lists its product as uncharacterized. The coding region runs from base 1 to 642 and encodes 213 amino acids. NCBI's taxonomy places the organism in Eukaryota, Metazoa, Arthropoda, Arachnida, Ixodida, Ixodidae. The record is from RefSeq and is a predicted model, not a curated record. The transcript has a single exon.